Messenger RNA from Daucus carota subsp. sativus, 1902 nucleotides. RefSeq names its product zeatin O-glucosyltransferase-like. Lineage: Eukaryota; Viridiplantae; Streptophyta; Magnoliopsida; Apiales; Apiaceae. The record is from RefSeq and is a predicted model, not a curated record. Gene Ontology annotation, molecular function: UDP-glycosyltransferase activity. The transcript has a single exon. Bases 383 to 1801 code for a protein of 472 amino acids.
UAUGACGCUUAAAUGAUUAAACCUGCACAAGAAAUCACGGGGUUGACGUGACUUCAGAGUUCAGAGUCUAUACCUUAUACUAUUCAGCUCGACCUCUCAGCCUCUCAGCUAAAUGUAAUCAAUGGUUGUGGCCGAAUCAACAAUUUUCCACAGUUGACCAAAAACCCAGUCUCCUCAUCCUUUCAUUUUCAGUCUGCCACAAUAAUGGCAAUCUGAAUCAAUCUACUCCCCCACAAAAAAAGUACUGUAUUUACUCAGCUACCCUGUUGACUCUGGCGUUGACCCAUCUCCUAUGAUGUUGUAGUUGCACGACUCUCUUCUAUUUAGUCCCUCACUAGCUCCAAUUCCCUGCAACAAACCCGAAUCAAACUCCACAGAACUCAUGGCUUCUCUUAAUAAUCACAACCACCAAUCCAAUGGAGAAUCAAAGUCCCCAAUUGUAGUUGUUAUGGUACCUUUCCCUGCACAGAGCCACUUGAACCAGCUCCUCCACCUCUCGCGACUCAUCUCACCCUACAACAUCCCCAUUCACUAUGUCAGCACCCCUAGUCAUAUUCGUCAGGCCAAGUCUCGGCUCCAGAACUGGAAUCUCAACUCCGCAAACGAUUUUCACAUUCACGAAUUCGCAAUUCCUUCUUUCGAAGCCCUCCCCCCCAACCCGAAUGAUCCCACCAAAUUCCCCACCCAUCUUUUGCCAAUGUUCCACGCUUCUCGCCAUCUUCAAGAGCCUGUCACCGCUCUUUUACAGUCUCUUGCAGCUACUGCACAUAGAGUUGUUGUUAUUCAUGAUGUUCUGAUAAGUUCAGUUGUGCAAGAAGUGACGAAUAUUCCAAACGCCGAGGCCUAUGCGCUGCAGAGUGUGUCGGUGUUUAAUCAUUUUUCGACGAUUUGGGAAAUGAUGGGGAAGCCUUUGUCUGUUCAGGAUGAAGCUUUCGAUCACCUUCUGUCGCAGGAGGGUUGCGUUCCUAUGGAGUUUAUUGAGAUUUUAAUGGGCCAGUCUCACCUUGCAAAUCAGUUUGCCUCGGGUGUUAUUCAUAAUACGUCGAAGGCUAUUGAAGGCAAAUAUGUCGAAUUCUUAGACAGGGAAGAGUUUAGCGGUGGUAUCAAACAAUGGGCUCUUGGUCCAUUCAAUCCAAUCUCGAUUCCUAAUGAAGAGAAGAUCAGGCACAAGUGCUUGACUUUUCUCGACAAGCAGAGCCCAGGAUCAGUCAUAUAUGUUUCCUUCGGUACCACAAUUUCGUUCACAGACGAACAAAUCCAGGAGCUCGCUCUCGGUUUAGAAAAAAGUGAACAAACAUUCAUUUGGGUCCUCAGAGACGCUGAUCGUGGAGACAUAUACGCAGGACCUGAAAGAAAGGCCGAAUUGCCAACCGGGUUCGAAGACAGGAUAAAAGAAAGGGGAAUGAUCGUGAGAGACUGGGUUCCGCAGCUGGAGAUCUUGGCACAUCCAUCGACUGGUGGAUUCAUGAGUCAUUGCGGAUGGAAUUCAUGUUUGGAUAGCAUAACUAUGGGUGUGCCUAUAGCCGCUUGGCCUAUGCAUUCUGAUCAGCCAAGGAACGCAAUGCUUGUUGUUGAUAUACUAAAGAUGGGUACAUUUGUGAAUGAGUGGGCGAAGAGGAGUGAGGUGGUUGGAGCUUCAGAGAUUGCGAAAGCGGUUAGAAAGCUUAUGGCAAGCGAGGAAGGUGAUGAGAAUAGGAAGAGGGCCGUGGAGAUGGGAGCUGCGGUUAAGCAAUCUUUAGCUGAUGGUGGCGUUACUCGCAUGGAACUCGAUUCCUUCGUCGCUCACAUUAGUAGAAUUUAACCUAUGGAGCUGCAGAAAGUAAUAAAUGAAGUUUAAUGUUAGUAGAAUAAAAAGGGUUUGUAAUUUUCCGUACCAGUAUAUUUUUUGUUUUUUGAUGCCUA